Molecule: messenger RNA, 855 nt
Organism: Aspergillus melleus
Lineage: Eukaryota; Fungi; Ascomycota; Eurotiomycetes; Eurotiales; Aspergillaceae
Product: DUF218 domain protein
Exons: 4
Coding region: 1-855 (284 amino acids)
Cellular component (GO): cytoplasm
Source: RefSeq, a predicted model, not a curated record
AUGUUUCCUUCCACCUUCGACGUACAGAAAUGCACCCACUUGAUCAUUGUCUGCUGUCAUGCAAUCUACCUGGGAGGACCAACAAAGGGCGUCUCAGUGGAUGAAUGGCUAAUCGAGCCCUUCCAAAAGGGCGAAACGCCCACUUUCACGGCCCACGUCAAGGCAGGUCUUCAAGCUGCGGCGGAAGAUCCGGAAAGUCUGCUUGUGUUUUCCGGAGGCGCAACAAAAAGACCCUUGACGGAUCUCGCCGAGGGAGAUUCAUAUCUUAACCUCGCCAAAGACAACGCCUACUUCACCUACUCCAACAAGAUCAACACCUUACAAAUAACAACCGAAACACACGCCACAGAUUCAUACCAGAAUGUACUCUUCUCGCUGCUCAAGUUCCGAGUACAUACCGGGCACUAUCCGACGCGGGUUACUAUCGUGACGCACGAAUUCAAACGGAAAAGGUUCAUGGAGUAUCAUUUUCCUGCUGUCGGGCUAGCUCCGGUCUCCACUUGUUCUGCUUCCGCUUCCACGUCCAUUCCCACUGGUGCAGAUAGGCAUAGGUCUAGUUCUCAAUGCGAAGGGGACGUGAUUGGGAUAAACCCGCCGGAGGAAGUGACGUCGGAGGCGUCGUUGAUAGCAGGCGAAGAGAAGAGGGGGAUUGGGCUUUGGAAAGAGGAUCGGUAUGGUGUUCAGGCGGAACUGGCAGGGAAGAGAGCGAAGAGGGGGUGGACUAAGGGGAUGGAGAGGAGUGUUUUUGGGGAUCUGGGACUGGAGCCGGUGGUUGAGGAGUUGGCAUGUUGGGAUGGGGGAGAGGGGGGGAAUGAGUGGUUUCCUAAGAUGGACCAGUUACCGUGGUAUACAUAG